Molecule: messenger RNA, 7284 nt
Organism: Esox lucius (northern pike)
Lineage: Eukaryota; Metazoa; Chordata; Actinopteri; Esociformes; Esocidae
Product: 1-phosphatidylinositol 4,5-bisphosphate phosphodiesterase gamma-1
Exons: 33
Coding region: 1312-5307 (1331 amino acids)
Biological process (GO): phospholipid catabolic process; positive regulation of epithelial cell migration; phosphatidylinositol-mediated signaling
Molecular function (GO): phosphatidylinositol-4,5-bisphosphate phospholipase C activity; protein binding
Source: RefSeq, a predicted model, not a curated record
UCACUCCCGAAUCUUCUGAUAUACUCGGCUACAGCACAAGUAGAAAAAAUCCUAGGAGCUUUUCCGGUCUGCUAGCCUUAAUUUCCUCUCAAGUCUAAGAGCAGAGAGGAGCAGAAGGAGAGGACCCUCAACCCGAGACAGACCUACGCUUGGAGAUCGGGCAUAUGCAGCAGCGUGCUACCAACAGACUACCAAAUACAAUCUUCGCUUGAACUGAUGGAGAUGGUUUCUUGAGGAGAGGCAUGCACCGCGGAGUAAUGCUUGUCCCCGGCCUGUGCUGGGAAAUGUCUACGACGUGGAUGUGAGCGAGAGUGGAUUGGUCUGCCCGGACGAAACGCACAGGUCUCGCACCGCCGCUCAUGAGUGACUACGAUAUCCACGCGUUGACGAAAGAGCCAACCGAGCAGCUCUCGUUCUCUAGCUGUGUCAUUCCACGGCCCCACAGUAACAAUGGGCAGCCUAAUUUAUCGGUUACAUAACUGAAACUGAACGUAUUUGUCGGUCACCGGUGGCGGUGAUCUGUGUCUGUGUGCGCCCGUGUGGUGGAGCUAAGGGCAGGGCUGUCUUGUCUGUAACCCACAUACCCGCUGAGUAGACUGGACUUAACUGUAGCCUGCUAGUGCACUAACCACCGGCCAGCCCAACGGGAACCCUGUAUGGAAACUGGAGUCAAACGCAGAUGAGGGGAACAGCUUUCCCUCUGUCUUGUUUUCUCUCUCUCCGGCCCCUGGGCUGAUCCUUUUGGGGUUCUGCCAGAAGCAUCUGGAAAGGAUAACACAGAAAGAAAACUGCUGGAAAAUAAAUCAUCUUGGAUGGACGAGCAUCCUUUGGAUAAAGUCUCUCUGACAACAGCCUAAUUGAAUAGCCUAGCCUGCUGCUAAUUUAAGAGAGAAAUAUAUGAUUGAACACUGGGUUUUUAUCAAAGACAGUUUAGUAUAGGGUUUUUAUUUGUAUACCCUACAACUGGAAGUUGCUGUUAUUGAUAAGUUAUAAGGCUACACUGUUAUUAAGUGCUUUUAUUGUGCCAUUGUGGGUAGGCAGUGACCUAUUCACCAGGAUACAUGGAAAGCUGUCUGUGGCUAAUCAGUUUGAUGCACUGUUUAAGGAAAACCUGAUUUUCUUAACUUUAAAGCCACAACAAGCGGAAAUCACUAUGCCGGUGGGAGAAGACCUUGAUUACACUGAAAUAUGCUUUUAAUUGGGGACCUGAAUCGAUUUUUGUUCUACAAAUAUUUGAAUGAUUACCGUUUCGUUUAUGUCUAACUUGAAAACCCUGAAACCUGAAAUUCCAAAACUCCAGCCGAAUUGAAGAUGUGCGCUGCCAGGUUCAGUAGUAGUAGUGUCAACGGCUGUGGGGGGGUAGGGGAUCGGGAUGAGACCGCGACUAACGGCCCCGGUAACAGCCCUGGUGCGGGCCCAGCCACCGCCUCCCGCAUGCUGGACUGGUCGGAAUCGGGGCCCCGCAUCCUCCACAGCCUUGAGAUCGGCACGGUCAUGACCGUGUUCUACCAGAAAAAGUCUCAACGGCCAGAGAGGAGGACCUUCCAGAUAAGACAGGACACCAGACAAAUUGUCUGGAGCCGCAACCCUGACAAGAUGGAAGGAGAGAUUGACAUGAGGGAGAUCAAGGAACUGCGGUUGGGAAAAGGAUCCAGGGACUUCGAGCGUUAUCCGGAGGAGGCUCGCAAACUAGACCCCUCCCACUGCUUCAUUGUGCUUUACGGACUGGAAUUCCGCCUCAAAACCCUCAGUGUGGCCGCAUUUAGUGAGGAGGAGGUGAAUAUGUGGAUUACUGGACUCAGCUGGCUGAUGCUGGAUACUCAGAGAGCUUCUGCAACCCAGCAGAUUGACAGGUGGCUAAGAAGACAGUUUGAAGGGAUGGACAGGAAUCGUGAGGGCAGCAUUACAGUGAAAGAUGUGAAGGCCCUGUUACCUCAGAUCAACUACAGAGUCCCCAACAUGCGCUUUCUAAAAGAUAAGCUACAGGAAGUGGAAGCCCGGUGUGAUCUCUCCUUUCCUCACUUUGCUCAGCUCUACAGAACACUGAUGUUUGACGCACAGAGGAGUAUCAUUGAGCAGCUGGAGCUUUCUUUCCCCCUCCGGAACGUGGACAGACCGGAGCUGUGUCAGAUCUCUUUGUACGACUUCCAGAAGUUUCUACAGCUGGAUCAGAAGGAGUCGUGGGCGUCAGACCUGAACCGGGUCAGAGAGGUCCUGAUGGGGUACCUGAGGGGUGGUCCACUGACAGAACCUGUGCUGCAGCUGGAUGAGUUCCUGACAUUCCUGUACUCCAAGGAAAACUCAGUGUGUGAUCCUCGACCUGCUUCUGUUGUCUCUGAUGACAUGAAACGACCCCUGUCCCAGUACUGGAUCUCAUCAUCACACAACACGUAUCUGACUGGUGAUCAGUUCUCCAGCGAAUCAUCUCUGGAAGCAUAUGCCCGCUGUCUGAGGAUGGGCUGUCGCUGCAUAGAACUGGAUUGCUGGGAUGGGCCCGAUGACCUGCCAAUCAUCUACCACGGCCACACUCUCACCUCCAAGAUCAAGUUCCUGGACGUGCUGCACACCAUCAAAGAACAUGCCUUUGUCACGUCAGAGUACCCAGUGAUUCUGUCCAUUGAGGACCACUGUAGUGUGGUCCAGCAGAGAAACAUGGCUACUCACUUUAAGAAGGUGUUUGGAGACCUGCUGCUGACCAAACCUGUGGACAUUAACACCGACCAGCUGCCCUCGCCCUACCAGCUACGCAGGAAGAUACUCAUUAAGCAUAAGAAACUGGUGGAAGGCACUCUGUAUGAAGAAGUGACGUCAGCCAGUUACUCAGAGAAUGACAUUAGUAACUCCCUGAAAAAUGGCAUCCUCUAUCUGGAAGACCCCAUUGACCAUACAUGGACACCACACUACUUUGUUCUGACCAGUAAUAAGAUCUACUACUCAGAAGAGACCUCUCAUUACCAGACGGCUGAGGAAGAGGACGAAGAGGAAGUAUGCAAAGAGGUGAGAGCCAUGGUGACAAACGAGUGUAACAACAACGAUCAGCACUGUGCAGAGAGUUGGUUCCAUGGCAAGUUGGGAGGGGGCCGAGAUGGGAGGCAGGUUGCAGAGAAACUGCUGCAGGAGUACUGUGAGGGCGGAGCCAAGGAUGGGACCUUCCUGGUCCGAGAGAGUGAGACCUUCGUAGGAGACUACACUCUGUCCUUCUGGCGAUCUGGGCGUGUUCAGCACUGCAGGAUCCACUCCCGCCAGGAGUCUGGCUCCACCCACUACUACCUGACGGACAACCUAGUGUUUGACAGCCUGUACAGACUCAUCUGCCACUACAGAGAUACGCCCCUACGCUGCAAUGAGUUUGAGAUGAGGCUGGGCAGCCCUGUUCCACAGCCCAACGCACAUGAGAACAGAGAGUGGUUCCACUCCAGUUUGUCCCGUGUCCAGGCUGAACACAUGUUGAUGAGGGUACCCAGGGAUGGGGCCUACCUGGUCCGCAAACGCAAUGAGGUCCAUUCAUACGCUAUCUCCUUCAGGGCUGAGGGUAAGAUCAAACACUGUCGCAUUCAGCAGGAGGGCCGUAUGUUCAUGUUGGGGAGCUCGGCGGAGUUCGAGAGCCUGGUUGACCUGGUCAGCUACUAUGAGAAACACCCCCUGUACCGCAAGAUGAGGCUCCGCUACCCCAUUAAUGAGGACACGCUGGACCGCAUGGGCACCACGGAGCUAGACUACGGAGCGCUGUAUGAAGUCAGAACCCCACACUUCUACGUUGAAGCCAACAAGAUGCCAAUGGCAAGGUGUACGGUCAAAGCCUUGUAUGACUACAGACCCCAGAGAGACGAUGAGCUAUGUUUCCCAAAACAGGCCCUCAUCCUUAGUGUGGACAAACAGGAGGGAGGCUGGUGGCGAGGUGACUAUGGAGGGAAGAAGCAGCUCUGGUUUCCUGCCAACUAUGUAGAAGAAGUCCCCAACUCACCCGCCCUUGAGACAGGAGACGAGGCAUCAACAGAGAACAGUCCUCUAGGAACCUUACUCAAGGGCUUCAUUGAUGUUCCCACCUGUCACGUAGUGGUUCAGAAGGAUGGGAAGACUUCCAGGCCGUAUGUGUUUACGAUCCACUCCCAACAGAUGUCCAGUCACCCGGUCACCAUGCUGGACGCUGCAGCAGAGACUCUGGAGGACCUGACUGGCUGGGUGGGGAAGAUCAGAGAGGCUGCCCAGAACGCAGAUGCACGGAUGCAGGAAGAGAAGCAGAUGGAGAGGAGAAAAAAGAUAGCUCUGGAGCUGUCGGAACUGGUGGUGUACUGCAGACCGGUCCCCUUCAACGAAGACAAGAUCGGGACGGAGCGUGCUUGUUACCGGGACAUGUCAUCCUUCCCAGAGACCAAGGCAGAGAAGUUUGCCACACGCGCACGAGGGAAGCGCUUCCUGCAGUAUAAUCGCCGUCAGCUCUCCAGGGUGUACCCCAGAGGACAGAGGCUGGACUCCUCCAACUACGACCCUCUCCCCAUGUGGCUCUGUGGAUCCCAGCUGGUCGCUCUCAACUUCCAGACCCCUGACAAGCCCAUGCAGUUGAACCAGGCUCUGUUCAUGCUGGGUGGGGGGAGUGGCUUUGUCCCCCAACCUGACAUCAUGAGAGACGACACUUUUGACCCUUUCGACAAGGACACCCUCCGUCUGGAACCAAUCACCAUCCAGCUGCAGGUUCUGGGAGCUCGUCACCUCCCUAAGAACGGACGCAGUAUUGUGUGCCCCUUUGUGGAGGUUGAGGUGUGUGGAGCAGACUAUGACUGCAGCAGGUGCAAGACUGAUGUUGUGGCUGAUAAUGGUUUGAAUCCAGUGUGGGUCCAGAAGCAGUUUGUGUUUGACAUUCACAAUCCUUCCUUCUCCUUUCUGCGUUUCCUGGUCUACGAGGAGGACAUGUUCUCUGACCCAAAUUUCCUGGCCCAGGCAACUUUCCCUGUCCGCUCACUAAGAACAGGUUACAGGAGUGUUCCACUAAAGAACAGCUACAGUGAAGAUUUGGAGUUGGCGUCACUGCUAGUUCACAUUGAGAUUGUCAAUGCCAAGGAGGAAGAUGAUGAGAAUCUCUACUCGUCCAUCCAGCGGCUCAGAGACCGCACCAAUGAGCUGUCCAGUCAAGUGUCUAUUCUGGAGAGGGCGGGGUCAGGGGGUGACCAUAGCUACCAGCAGAGUCUGGAGGAGCUGAGAGCAGCGCAGGAUCAACUCAAUGAGCUAGUGGAGGCACGGAACCACAGGCUAAUAGAGAAGAAGAAGAGGGAGAGGUUGAGGCAGCAGGUUGGGGCCAAGCGCGUCUAAAACCCCAGCCAACAGAGGGCGCCACAACCACAUCAGUCUGGAGCUGGCAGUGUAGGACCAACCAACGUCUUUCUGCCUGGUGCUCAGUCUGACCACAGAUGAUCUUGAGUUAGUUAUAAAAAUAUUUGGUCUGGACAGUACAGGUCCAAAAUCCACCCAACGUACCUCUGCCUGCCUGCUGCACACAGACCACACACCUAUGUGGUCAUUCCACCAGUCACUGAACUUAGCACGCUGUCAGGGCCAAUAGACUAGUAAUGAGCCAGACAGCACGAUACAGGACUACACAGUGUGUUAGAUGAGAAGACACGCAAAGCAACAUUCUCAGUGGUCUCAUCUCAAGUUCUAAAGAGAAACAAUCAAAUGUAAAUACAUAUUGUUCAAAAAGUUGUAGGGAAAAAAAACUGGUUACAAGUGUUGCUCUGAACUGAAAGGGGUUGUCAAACCGAGCCGCUGAACUGAAUCCAGAGGAUCUAUAGUGGGACGACACAAAGUAGCAGUACAGCUCCCAAGAAAAGGGAUUUGAAAGAUGUCCGUCUGUUUGUGCCUUGAUGUUGAUAUCAGAUUAGCAGCUUCUUCUACGAGAGUAGUAAGGGUUGUGUGUCAGAUAGUUAACCAAUAGAAUAAUGUAUGUCGAAACCUAGCCAUGCUUGAACUUGUCUCUAAACUGGGAACUGGAAUAACUGACUUAUGUUGACCACAGAGAAGCUAUAGGAGCCAGGAGUUACACUUUUGGCUGAGGUGCAGAAAAGAUGUAUGGACUGGCUCUACAAGGGCUUUUAAACAGGAGCAGGACCAAUUCUAUUCCUCAAAAAAUAUACUCUCCUGGAGCAGUAGAUUGACUAGGGAGGGAGUGACAGAGGCAGGGGUCUGGUAUUGCUGCAUUGUACACAAUAUAGGUCCCUCAUCUUUGACCUGGGAGAGCACAAACUGGACUUUUAUUGCGGUGUUCAACAGAAACUUAAUAAAACUGCACGUCAUACUUAAAGGGCUUUUCAAAAUACUACCUUUUGUGGAGGAAAGAGAAUUCCAGAUAUAUGUGAUCUCUCCAACACAGGGCAUGGUUUGUCUUGAACCUUGGUGGGCUAUUCUGGUCUGUGCUGUUCUGUUUGGAGCAAAGAAUCCUGGGGUGUGUCCUAAAUGCUGUGAUUUAGGAUGCACAAAUGGCAAACAAGGGCUAUCUAUGUCUGACAGGAACUACUAAUAAAUGAACCUGCUGCACCUUAUUACAUUUCCAGAUCCUAUCUGCCAGGUUAUCCUUAGCCACAGAUCUAGAGUCAUAUGUUGGCAUUUCUCAUUCUUGAAUAUGAUAAAAUGGGCCUAUGAUCUGUUGUUUGGGGUCACUGCUACCCAUGCAUGUCUACCAUUCUCUCCAUUCUAUAAAAGUAGACAAUAUAGAUACAGAUUGCAAUGUGACCACUCUGAUUAAACUUGGAUAAAUAUAUAAUAUAUACAGUAGCUAUGGAAUAGGAUGUCAUUUGGGAUGCAAACCUCAUCUUUUCCUCUAUUCCUCCUCCCCUUCUUGUCCAUUUUUAUCAGUUUUUUGAUCGACUAUUUGUUGUAUAUAACUUUUUUUAUUUAUCGCACAGGUAUACAGAGCCUGUUUACAAAAUUAAAGAACAUAUAGAUAUAUGAUAAUGGAAUCCAGAGCAGGCUGAAUAUGCUGUAGCUUAUUCUAUAUUGGUAGAAAUUUGAUAUUGUGUACUUGGCUGACAUAGCACACAUUUCCCCAUUCCCUUCCCUAAUUCUCAACCUCCACUACAAUGUAGUCUGACCAGGUGAAACAGUGAUCCCUAGUGGCUGUUUUGGCUUACUACACUCCAGUGGCUAGAGGUUUCAAUGCAGAUGUUGCUUGCUAUGGUCGGCAUUGUCUAAUAUGUCACUUACUGUAUCUAUGCUGACUGUCCAGUAUAAUUACUCUGCCAUUAAAAACAUGUAAGUUUCCAUUUUUAAAAUAAAGCAGUUUCAGGUAAAGCA